Molecule: messenger RNA, 2105 nt
Organism: Haliaeetus leucocephalus (bald eagle)
Lineage: Eukaryota; Metazoa; Chordata; Aves; Accipitriformes; Accipitridae
Gene: SLC16A8
Product: solute carrier family 16 (monocarboxylate transporter), member 8
Exons: 4
Coding region: 93-1724 (543 amino acids)
Biological process (GO): monocarboxylic acid transport; transmembrane transport
Cellular component (GO): membrane
Molecular function (GO): monocarboxylic acid transmembrane transporter activity
Source: RefSeq, a predicted model, not a curated record
GCUCUUCUCUUCUUGCAGCGCCUGGAGAUUUCUGUCUCUCUCUCUGUUGCCCUACCUCCUCCCGGCCUGCCUUUCCCCUCCCAGGCUAGACGAUGGGUAGAAAUGACCCAGAGGAAGGACGGCUCCCAGCUCCCGUGAAGCCCCCGGAUGGUGGCUGGGGCUGGAUCGUGCUCCUCGGCUGCUUUGUGAUCACCGGCUUCUCCUAUGCCUUCCCAAAAGCUGUCAGUGUCUACUUCAAGGAGCUCAUGAAAGAUUUCCAUGUGGGCUACAGUGACACAGCCUGGAUCUCCUCCAUCAUGCUGGCCAUGCUCUACGGGACAGGACCAGUAUGCAGCAUCAUGGUGAACCAGUUUGGCUGCCGGCCCGUGAUGCUCAUUGGUGGACUGCUAGCUUCUUCUGGGAUGAUCCUGGCAUCUUUUACGACCAAUAUCAUUGAGCUUUAUCUGACAGCUGGCGUGCUGACAGGUCUGGGUAUGGCGUUGAACUUCCAGCCCUCCCUGAUCAUGCUGGGCACCUACUUCGACAAGCGUCGGCCUCUUGCCAAUGGACUGGCUGCCGCUGGGAGCCCUGUCUUCCUUUCCUCCCUCUCUCCACUGGGUCAAGUGCUGCUGGAGAAGUUUGGUUGGCGAGGUGGGUUCCUUAUCAUGGGGGGCCUUCUGCUUAACUGCUGCACUUGUGGAGCCGUCAUGAGACCCCUGGAUAUGGGCAUGAAGCGGAAGAUGGAGAAAGCUCAGGACAAAUAUGAAGCCAAGGAGAUGCUGCCCAUAGGAGGGAAAUCAGAAGAGGGAAUCAGCUCUGCUGAUGGAACCAAGAAAGCCAAGAAAGCCAAGAAGAAGCCCAAGAAAGGAAAGAAGCUUCUGGAUUUUAGUAUCUUUUCCAACCGAGGGUUUAUCAUUUACACUAUUUCAAAGUUCAUCCUGGUCUUGGGUCUCUUCGUGCCCCCCAUAUUGCUGGUCAACUACGCCAAGGACACGGGUGUACCAGACACAGAGGCCGCGUUCUUGCUCUCCAUCAUUGGUUUCAUAGACAUCUUUGCCCGCCCAGCCUGCGGCAUGGUGGCAGGUUUGAAGUGGGUUCGCCCUCACGUGGCGUACCUGUUCAGCUUCUCUAUGCUCUUCAACGGCUUGACAGACGUCUGCAGUGCCAGGGCUAGCAAUUACACAGGGCUGGUCAUCUUCUGCGUCUUUUUUGGCAUCUCGUAUGGCAUGGUGGGAGCACUGCAGUUCGAGGUGCUGAUGGCCAUCGUUGGCUCCCAGAAGUUCUCCAGCGCCAUCGGGCUGGUCCUACUUAUCGAGGCUUUCGCAGUGCUCAUCGGUCCCCCCUCUGCAGGCCGCUUGGUUGAUGCUCUCAAGAACUACGAGGUGAUCUUCUACCUGGCGGGCUCAGAGGUAGUGCUCUCUGCUCUCUUCCUGGCCAUGGCCACCUACUGCUGCCUGAACCGAGGGAAGAAGAAGGAACCUCCCCCGGAGAAGAAUCCCUCCGCGGGCGGUGGGAGCGACACCGAGGAAGCAGAGUCCGACGUACAAGAAGCCGAGGAGCACAGCAGUGAUAACCACCAGCCGGUCCACAGCACCGACAACGCUGUGGUGGUGGCCAGUGAGGAGGCCAACCACGUGGCAGAGGAGCAGAGCGGGGAGGGAGAAGGGUGUCCCGAAGGGGAUGGGGAGGUGUUGGCACGAGACGGCUGCAACGCUGACCAGAUGGUGGAGAGGGACAGGUUUUAGCCAGGGCAGAGGAACAGGGAUGUAUAAAACUGGCCUUGUUCGCAUGCACCUCAGCGUGGGAGGGUGGGUGGGAUACGGGGUGGAGAAAGCUGAGACAAAAGCAGAUGUAAGAAGUAAGAGGAAGAGGUGUAAGAAUAGCUGGUCCUUAUGUACAUAUGUCCACAUAACUACUCAGUGAUACGUUUACUUGCAUCCUGCACCCGUGCUGGUACAGCACAGGCUCAGAGCAGCCCAAACACCAAAAAAGAAAAGAAAAAGAAAAAAAAUCUUCUUUCCUCACUUCCAAACCAGCCCUGGAGAAAGUCUUUUGAAGAGGCUGCCAAGGACUCUCCUUUUCCUUCUGCAUUUCACAAUACAAAACACAAUUAGAGACUCUUUGUA